Molecule: messenger RNA, 2328 nt
Organism: Cynocephalus volans (Philippine flying lemur)
Lineage: Eukaryota; Metazoa; Chordata; Mammalia; Dermoptera; Cynocephalidae
Gene: MOB1B
Product: MOB kinase activator 1B
Exons: 6
Coding region: 310-960 (216 amino acids)
Biological process (GO): positive regulation of protein phosphorylation; hippo signaling
Cellular component (GO): nucleus; cytoplasm
Molecular function (GO): protein kinase activator activity
Source: RefSeq, a predicted model, not a curated record
AGGGACAGCAGCGAGGCGGACGCGGCCGCUGCUCUCCGUCGAGCCGGCGGGGGGCCCUUUCCCCGCCUCCCUUUCCUUCCCCUCCCAUUGAGUGAUUCAAGCCGUGCGCUUCCCACUUCCGCCGCCUCUGCCAGCCAUUGGAACUAGUGAAGCCGGACUAGUUGGGGCCGCUGAACAGCCGACGCUCCCCUCCUCGUCCUCCGCCUCCUCGCCGCUUCUUCCUCUCGCCUCUCCUCUUCUCUCCUCCCCUGGCCGCCGCCGCCCCCAGGCCUCGCGACCGCCGAGCCCGCAGCCCACUCCGCGGCCGACAUGAGCUUCUUGUUUGGUAGUCGUGCUUCUAAAACUUUUAAACCAAAGAAGAACAUUCCAGAGGGAUCUCACCAGUAUGAGCUCUUAAAACAUGCAGAAGCCACACUUGGCAGUGGCAACCUCCGGAUGGCUGUCAUGCUUCCUGAGGGGGAAGAUCUAAAUGAGUGGGUUGCAGUUAACACUGUGGAUUUCUUCAAUCAGAUCAACAUGCUUUAUGGAACCAUCACAGACUUCUGUACAGAAGAGAGUUGUCCAGUGAUGUCAGCUGGCCCAAAGUAUGAGUAUCACUGGGCAGAUGGAACAAACAUAAAGAAACCUAUUAAGUGCUCUGCCCCAAAGUAUAUUGAUUACCUGAUGACUUGGGUUCAAGAUCAGUUGGAUGAUGAGACAUUAUUUCCAUCAAAAAUUGGUGUCCCGUUCCCAAAGAAUUUCAUGUCUGUGGCAAAAACUAUACUCAAACGCCUCUUUAGGGUUUAUGCUCAUAUUUAUCAUCAGCAUUUUGACCCUGUGAUCCAGCUUCAGGAGGAAGCUCAUCUCAAUACAUCUUUCAAGCACUUUAUCUUUUUUGUUCAGGAAUUCAACCUUAUUGAUAGAAGAGAACUUGCACCACUCCAAGAACUGAUUGAAAAACUCACCUCAAAGGACAGAUAAAAGGAUGCAGAGCUUUGCAAAUUAUUCCUCAAAUGAAGCUGUGUGGAGUGUAUUUAGGUUUUUAUUGUACUUUGUUUUUAUCUGGAUUGUUUUUGUCUUAGGUUUGGGGGUCUGUUUGGAUUCCUUUUUCUUUAUUCUGAAUAUAUGAAACCAUAUUCUAUUGCUAAAGGAAGCCAAGAACCAUUCUCUGUACAUUUGAUAGCGGUAAAUUUUGUCGUAGUAGCUGACAUACAGUAUUUUUUUUAACUUGGUUUCGGUCACUUGAGGAGUUUUUUAUAUUGUGUGCUGAAAGAAAAUGCUUAUUGAUUGAACUGCUGGUGGAUGAGGUUCUGUGUUUUGUAAGUUGUGGCUCAUUUUUGAAGUCCCCAAAAGACUUAUGUUUUUAAGUGCCUUGGCAGGCUCACUUCUAAGGUGCAGAGCACCGAUAUAGAACUGAACAGGGCUCAAAACUAUAUUCGGAUUACUACCCAGGGCACUUACUGGUGCACGUUGUAAAAUAUCUAUGAUAAAAGCCAUAGUUUACUUAAAUCGGUGAUCUCCAGCUUUUACUUCAUUGAAGAAACAUAAUUUGUAAAGAUGUGCAUGUAGAACAUAAAAAAUUAAUAUUUCUUAAUUAUUUUUUAUAUUGAUGGUAAUAUAUUCUGUUCAACAUAUACUUAAAGUUCUACAAGCUGGUCUUUUUCCAUCUCUUGAUAUCUGUAACAUUGAAACUUGAGGAUGUUGAAAUGUAAUAGCCAUUGCAUUUUGGCUUCUUUCUUCAUGUUAACUGCACUGUUGGUGUAAAAAUUCAGGUUAUAUAUAGGAUUGCCAUCUUCAGAGGUGAUGCUUAACUGUGAGGUUUCUUAGCAAUUGCCAAAUGAGCCAUAAAUCUGCAGAAUCUCCUACUUCGAAGAGGAGGGGAUAGGAGUGUGUGUUUGGUUGGGGGGGAGGGGUUAGUUUGUAUCAGAAUUUAGGGAUGGGAUUAAGUAUGGGGAGUCAAGUUUUUAAAAGUCCUGUCUUCAAACCCUUGAAUAGAAUGGCAUGAAGAUUUUAAUUACUUACAAGCAAAGUCUUAGAGACUUCCUUUUAGGAAUCAACUUCCAUGAGAAGUUAAAAAUAAAUUAUUAAUUUUUGGUACAGACAUUAAACAUGGAAUUUGAGACCUGUUUGAGGAAAUUGAUCACUUUUUAGUAUUUCCAUUCAGUGAAUGGAGCUGUUCUUUGCCUAUCAUUUUAAAAUGAUACAUAUGGUAUGUUCUUUGCUUAUUAUAGGCCCAGUUUGAAGCAUUCUGACUUCUGAUUUUUCCACUGCGAAAGGAAAUCUUUUUCUUUGCAGUGAUAUCAAAUAGUGAAAAUGCUAAUUCAGUAGUUAUUAACUUUAAAAUUUUAU